Molecule: messenger RNA, 2492 nt
Organism: Syngnathus acus (greater pipefish)
Lineage: Eukaryota; Metazoa; Chordata; Actinopteri; Syngnathiformes; Syngnathidae
Gene: marchf1
Product: membrane-associated ring finger (C3HC4) 1
Exons: 8
Coding region: 293-1753 (486 amino acids)
Biological process (GO): antigen processing and presentation of peptide antigen via MHC class II; immune response; protein polyubiquitination
Cellular component (GO): lysosome; early endosome membrane; cytoplasm
Molecular function (GO): ubiquitin protein ligase activity; MHC protein binding; zinc ion binding
Source: RefSeq, a predicted model, not a curated record
UGUCAGCGGGGGGGCACGAGGAGAAGGCGGACGGACGGACGGACGGAAGGAGGGAGCUGCUGAGUAGUUUCCCAGUCGCCAUGACAACCUGACACCCAGCCAUCUCGACCGCUGUCUUUGUGAUCUAAUUCCACCAUCCGGAUCGGGAAGCGCAAGGAGAAGCAGGACCUGCCUGGUCUCCUUCGGCGGGAUGACCGCCCAUCGGAGGACGGGGAGGCGCGGGGACGCCAUGGGACUAAGGCCAACGUCUAUGUGUGUUUGAGUGUGUGCGUGUUGCCUGGAAACCGCCAGCAUGCCUGUACACCAGAUUACGGUGGUCCCAGCCAGGGAGAACGGCAAGAGCGCCUCUCGGCCCAAAGACAGGAAUGAGGGCUCCCAGGCCAAGACCCCUGGUCGCUCAGGCAGUCGAUCCAGCAACAUCUCCAAGGCGAGCAACUCGACAGCGGGACAAACCAGCAAGACGUCCGUCACCCCGUCUUCUCAGGAUAUUUGCCGUGUUGUCCAGUUGAGCCGUGUUGAGGAGGAUGUGUCCGAAUUGCCCACCCCCAUUGACAACAAGACCUCGCGACGAGCUCCCAUGACGGUUCCUAGCGCCGCCCGGGGCCCCUCAGCCCCGGCCCCUAAGAAGCAGGUGAAGCGCCGCCAUCGCCGGAAGAGGAACAGCUUCGACCCAUUGGAGGCCAAAUACCCGCACCGCGACGAGACUCGGUCGGAGGACCCCUCACGGGCUCCCCCGGCGCGCUUCCGCUGUCUGGACUCCACCUCGGAGGACGAGAAGCCGGUGAGCCGCAGCUGGUCUAAGGAGAAAUCCAGACGGGCUCGACACCGCAGCCGGAGCAAGAGCGGCGAGGACGUGACGGAGGUGAUGGAGUUGCAAUCUCUGGGCUCCGACGAGAUGAAGGACGACCGACCCCUGGUGGUGGACGACGGCGUGAAAAAUCCACGCGGCCUCAGUAGCAGCGGGAACAGCUCUCUGAGGGAAAGCUUGCCCAGUAUGGACAAGGAGCCCAGUGCGCCCGACAGCUCGUCGGAAGACGACGAGGAGCUGAUCACUAAAAAGUAUCAGGAGAAGGGGGUGGGGCACGGGGACAUGUCAGCGCCCACUCCUCAGAAACGCUGCGGCGCGAACGGCGCCCCGCCGCAUCACGUCUGCUCCGAUGACUCCGAGUUGGAGGUGUGCAGGAUCUGCCAUUGCGAGGGCGACGAGGAGUGCCCACUCAUCAUGCCCUGCCACUGCACGGGCAGCCUCAGCUUCGUGCACCAAGCGUGUCUCUACCAGUGGAUCAAGUCGUCGGACACCCGCUGCUGCGAGCUCUGCAAGUUUGACUUCAUCAUGGAGACCAAACUCAAACCUCUGUGCAAGUGGGAGAAGUUACACAUGACCAAGAGUGAGAGAAGGAAGAUCUACUGCUCCGUGUUGUUCCACCUCAUAGCCAUAGUCUGCAUGCUGUGGUCCGUCUACAUCCUGAUCAAGAGAACCACCGAGGAGAUCAAACUGGGCAAGAACGGCGUGCUGGAGUGGCCCUUCUGGACCAAACUGAUCGUGGUGGCCAUCGGUUUCACGGGGGGCCUCAUCUUCAUGUACAUCCAGUGCAAGGUCUAUCUGCAGCUGUGGCGCCGCCUCAAGGCCUUCAACCGCAUCAUCACUGUGCAAAACUGCCCCGAUAAGAACCGGCUCGACAUCGGGAAGCCGCAGGCGGUCGCCGAGGGGACCGCGGUGCCGCCGGACUCGGACGGGCAUAAUCCCGUUUGAAGGUGAAAGCCAGCAGGCAGCGGACGGUGACCACGAAGAGUGAUGAUGAGGUCUCGACUCCAGAAAUGGACUGUCGUAUUUUUUUACGUUCCCUUUAUGCACUUUGUCAAACUGCACUAAAGCCCCUUGGUACAUUCCCUUGAGCUAACGGGUGGGCAAAGUACAGCCCGCAGGUUACAUGCAGCUUGGAAAUGUUUAAAUAAUUCUUUUGUUGAAAUGAACUAACAUAGUUGACAUCCACAUUCAAAGUCUUUUUACAUCAUCAACAAAUGGCCUGUCCUAUCAAUCCAAAAAUGAAUUAAGGGCCUGGAGUGCAACCCGCCAUGAGAAUUAUUUUCCUUUUGCUGAUUGGCUGAGAGAAGUCACAUGGUAUGGUUUCACUUUUGGAAGUGAAUCACUAGAAUAAAGGACAUUUUCUAAAAUAUUGUAAUUUAUUAACACACCCAUGUAAUUACUUGAAAUCAAAUUUGGUUCAGUGAGUUAUUUGUAUUUUUUUGCCACUUUUGCGAUUGAGCAAACAUGAUCAUUUGUGGGAGGUGUGACGUUUUAAAGGUCAGAUUGCAGUCUUUCAUUAUGGCGCUACGUUUAGAAACGACAUGUUAGUCGCUUUGUUUACGUGUUCACGUUUCUACCAGAGACGCCACAAAAAGUUGGGAAACCCUUCACGACACCAUGAAUUUGAUUAGCUAAAAAGACACAUUUAGCUUGUUUGUGCAAUAAACCCAAUGUAGAAAACGUG